Molecule: messenger RNA, 1000 nt
Organism: Microbotryum saponariae
Lineage: Eukaryota; Fungi; Basidiomycota; Microbotryomycetes; Microbotryales; Microbotryaceae
Source: the annotation of a GenBank genome assembly
AUGACUGCACUAGUCCUCCCACCUUCUACGGACCUCUUCCCUACGGACGACUUUUACCCCACAACGAGCACGAACCUAUACGACGAUUCCGAAGACUCGGCACUCGACGUGCCCUUGCACCCACGAGGCGGAGGUCAGACUGAGCUCGCGCCAGGUCGGGAUGCUGAGGCCGAUGAUGAGGAGGACGACGAAGAGGAUGGUGACGAAGGAGGAGCAGAGGAAGAAGCGUUAGGUGAUAAUGAUACAGACGAAGACGAGGAUGCCGAAGAGGACGAUGAACAACAACAAGGUCAGUCAGUUCGCCGUCAGUUCGGUCGUUGUGGGGAGGGGGCGCCUUCAGCUUGCAGAAUCGCGAUUUCGAAAGUCGGGCAACUUGCGCGCCGCGCCCGCCGCCUUGCUCGCAACGUGGAUGCAUGCAUGCGCAGCCGACGGAGUCCGCCAAGGCAACGUUGAGGGUUGGAAACGGCCCCGACUUUACGACUCGGGUUCUUUUGGUAAUGACUCGACGGCCGGAAUUACUGACGCCUUUCGAUGCUCUUCGUAGAUGACGCCGCAGGGGAACAAGGUGGGGACGACGAUGACGAGGAUGAGGACGACGACGGUGACGAGGAUGACGAGCAGGGUGAAGGUGGAGGUCAGUCUAUCUCGCUGACAGUACGCACAGUCUAAAGAAACACUGCUGACCCGUGUGCACUUGCCGGCCCUGCAGAAGAUGACGACGACGAAGAACAAGAUGACGAUGAGGGGGAGGAGGUGAGUAUAUGCUCAUCACCAGCGGGAGGUCCACGCGCUUUCGAAAACCUUGACUAACUUUGGCUCUGUCGCGUACCGCCCCCAGGACAAUGACGAAGACGAGGGUGGAGAGGAUGAGCCGGCUCGGAAACGACAAAGGCGGGAACCGGAGGACGAGGAAGGGGAUGAUGACGACGACGAGGAGGACAGCGAUGAGAAGCGGCCCAACUUCCAAGGUCGGGCAUUCUCUCAUUCCGGCGCUUCUUAA